This is a messenger RNA of Cicer arietinum (chickpea), 2913 nucleotides long. RefSeq names its product kinesin-like protein KIN-13B. Gene Ontology annotation, biological process: microtubule depolymerization; microtubule-based movement. Gene Ontology annotation, molecular function: microtubule binding; ATP binding; microtubule motor activity. The record is from RefSeq and is a predicted model, not a curated record. Lineage: Eukaryota; Viridiplantae; Streptophyta; Magnoliopsida; Fabales; Fabaceae. Gene Ontology annotation, cellular component: microtubule.
GCCUAGUGCUAUGAGUCUACGACCGCUUCAAAGUUCAGAGAUACGAGCGCGUUUUCACGCGCCUAAAUACAGAGCGUCCCUAAAAUAUUCAAAAUUCUCAAAUGGGAUUAACGUCAAAAAAUCGCAAAGCCGCGGAAUAUUAGUUUACUUCCAUUAUUUGAAAAUUUACUAAGCCUAACACACGCGCUUCUCCUCUGCCACACCGCUAGUUAAUCACACGCGCUUCCGCUCUGCUUCACUUUCCAUCUAGAUAGAACACUUCUUUUCCUUUUGAAGUUUUCAAACUCAAAUUUUCUAUCACUUUCUCUCGUUCUUCCACUAUUUUUUCCCGAGAAAAUUUUUUGAACAAAAGAAAAAAAAAGUAGAAGAAUCUCCGUUCAAAUUCAUCCGUCUUCGUCUCUAAUUUUCGUCUUAUGCUUGUGCAUAAUCGUUGCUGGAACUUGAAAUUCAUUGAAAAUUUUCGUUGUGGAUGAGUGUGAUUGAAAGAUCGAUGCCGCGAUCCAAUUCGGGAAAUCAUCACCGUCAGAGCUCUGAUAAUUUUAUCCUCGACGCAAAUUAUCACGGAAGAUUGUUUCAUCCUUCAGCUUUUGCGCAGGAGUUUGGACUUCGAUCUUCGAGCUUGAGGAAGAACGACGACGAUCGUUUGUUCACCAGUGGCUUGCUUGACUUGCAUUCAUUCGAUACUGAGCUUUUACCUGAGGGACAAUACUUUGAUGACUCUGAGCCGAUUUUCCCUGGGAACAAACUCGCGCCAAGUUCUCGAGGCUUGACUGAGAGCAAUGUCCUUAAAAGUAUCUCAGCAGAUAAAGAGAGAGCAAACAAUGUUGCUAAGAUUAAAGUUGCGGUUAGGAAGAGACCACAAAAUAAGAAGGAAAUAGCAAAGAAAGAGGAAGAUAUUAUUACCAUAGACUCAAAUUCUCUCACAGUUCACGAAAGAAAACUCAAGGUUGACUUGACAGAAUAUGUUGAGAAACAUGAGUUCUUUUUUGAUGCUGUGCUGGAUGAAGAUGUUUCAAAUGAUGAAGUGUACGCUGAGACUGUGGAGCCCAUAGUUCCAUUGAUAUUCCAACGAACAAAAGCAACUUGCUUUGCAUAUGGCCAAACUGGGAGUGGGAAGACGUAUACUAUGCAACCAUUGCCCCUCAAAGCAUCCCAAGAUAUUUUAAGAUUAAUGCACCACACAUACCAGAGCCAAGGUUUCCAAUUAUACGUUAGUUUUUUCGAAAUAUAUGGGGGGAAACUGUUUGAUCUCCUCAAUGAUAGAAAAAAACUUUGCAUGAGGGAGGAUGGUAAACAACAGGUUUGCAUUGUUGGCUUGCAAGAAUACAGAGUAUCUAAAGUUGAAACAAUCAAGGAAUUUAUUGAGAAAGGAAGUGCUACUAGAAGUACUGGUACAACUGGUGCAAACGAAGAAUCCUCUCGAUCACAUGCUAUACUUCAACUUUGUAUCAAGAGAUCAGCUGAUGGGACUGAAUCAAAGCCUGCCCGAGUUAUUGGUAAACUAUCUUUCAUAGAUUUGGCUGGAAGCGAACGUGGUGCAGAUACUACAGAUAAUGAUAAGCAGACUAGGAUUGAAGGUGCCGAAAUUAAUAAAAGCUUACUUGCACUUAAAGAAUGCAUUAGAGCCCUAGACAAUGACCAAGGACAUAUCCCUUUCCGAGGAAGUAAAUUGACUGAAGUUCUGCGAGACUCUUUUGUCGGUGAUUCACGGACUGUAAUGAUAUCUUGCAUUUCACCAAGCUCAGGUUCAUGUGAGCAUACUCUCAACACAUUAAGAUAUGCCGACAGGGUAAAGAGUCUGUCAAAGGGUAACAGCUUCAGAAGGGAUUCCUUUUCUUUAUCAAACCUUAGAGAUUCAACUGUAUUGCCAGUUUUACCUCAUGAUGAUAAUUUUGAGGAUGAAAUAGCACAUGUUUCUAGCGAGAGAAAUCAAUUCGGAUGGCCUAAACAUAGUGGAAGAGAACCCUCACAUCCAAGUAACGUGGAGCGUGUUGCAAGUGGUAGGGUCGAGGGAAAGUUGGCACCAUCUAUGUACUCCAACCAACAAAGGGGUCAAAGAGGUAUUCAAAAUGAGAGGGCUGAAAAGGAAAAUGAUUACCUAGUACCAAGACAAGACAGAACAAGAAAAGUGAGCAACAGGGUGGAUAACAACCAGUUAUCUACUGUGGAAGACAAAAGGAAGAUAGGCUCUCAUGCCAAAAGUGUAAAUCUAUCACAUGUUGAGAAUACUCAUUCUGAUCCCGAUGAUGAUUUAAAUGCUUUGCUGAAGGAUGAGGAAGAUCUAGUAACUGCUCACCGUAGACAAGUGGAGGAAACAAUAGACAUUGUUAAAGAGGAGAUGAAUUUACUCGUUAAAGCUGACCAACCUGGAAAUCAGCUGGAUGAUUAUAUUACCAAAUUGAAUACCAUUUUGUCUCAAAAGGCUGCAGGAAUAUUUCAAUUGCAGACGCAGUUGGCUCAAUUCCAGAGACGUCUAAAUGAGUACAAUGUUUUCUUAUCUUCUGGUGAAUGAUUGUGCUUAUGAGAAAAUUGGUUGAUGUGUUGUGUGUGUGAAUUCUUUGUGCUCCAGAUAUUGCUGCUAAGAUUUCAUUGGCGUGGAUUGUUUCUCGUUUGUAAAUUACUAGAUCACCGGUUUUUAGAGUCCAGAAAUAGGAGUCGUCCAAUCCUUUGUUUUUACAUUUUAUUCGUUAGACGAGUCACUAUUGCGACUUGAAUUAAAUUGAACUAUAUACAAAAUGUAUGACUGUAUGUCCACAUACUUGUUUGACAUAAUAUGUGGAGUGUAGAUUACAUAAUCAAAUCACCCUGUUGGGUUGUUGUUGCUUGUAUUUUGCAACCUUGAAUCUUCAUAUGCCAUUUUUCACUUGUGUACUUCCUUGAUGCAACUUGAUUGUGGCAUGGAUGUCUUUUCUA